Molecule: messenger RNA, 1007 nt
Organism: Drosophila ficusphila
Lineage: Eukaryota; Metazoa; Arthropoda; Insecta; Diptera; Drosophilidae
Gene: Cpr67B
Exons: 2
Coding region: 90-872 (260 amino acids)
Cellular component (GO): chitin-based extracellular matrix
Molecular function (GO): structural constituent of chitin-based larval cuticle
Source: RefSeq, a predicted model, not a curated record
UAUUCAGUUAUUAGUAGCGCGCCAACUGCAGAACAGCGAAAACGUAUUGAUAUCUGGAUAUAUAACUCACAUUUCGAUCGGAAUCCAUAAUGAAGUGCUUCAUCUUGGCUGCCCUCUUGCUGGCCACCCUUGCCAGCGGAGAGAACAUCUUCAAGAUCAACAUAUCGCCCGAGGAGGCGCAGCAGUUUCUGAACAGCGCCCAACUGCGUGGCAUCGGCGACAUCGAGUACGCCCCGAAAACCGGCGAGAAUCCUCUGCCCGAGGCUCGCAACGAGAAGGGCGAGUUCGUGUACAUGGGCCGCGUGAUCGAGCAUCCCGAGGACUAUGUGGAGGAGCACUACGAUGCCCACCAGUACCAUGGUCAGGAUGGCUUGGGUCAGUUUGCCUACGGCUACAGGGACUGGAACCAGGGCAAGAACGAGAAGCGGGAUGAGACGGGCAAGGUGACCGGAUCGUACAAGUAUGUGCAGCCGCAUGGCCGUGACUUUGUGGCCAACUACUAUGCCGACAAGACCGGCUUCCACGUGGAGGACAAUCGCCCUGCCCAUCUCAAGCUGCCAGCCACCAAAACCCCGGCUGUCCUGAAGGCCGAGGAGGAGCACUUCAAGCUGUGGGGCGAACUGGCCGCCGCCGCCGGUCACAAUCCCGAUCCCUAUGCCGCCGAGUACCAGCAGGAGGGUCGCUACCAGCCCGCCGAGCCGGAGUACCAGCCCUACGUCCACGAGGAGCAGCCAUACGUGCCCGGUCCCGAGGAGACCGGUGAACCGAAGGGCUUCUUCUACGCCUUCGACUACAAUGUGCCUUUGUUGCGCAACAAGGAGGAGCGCACCGAACUGGAACGCCUGAGGGCCAUCAACAACAAGGAUGAAUAAGGUUGGAUCCUUUUCCAGAGCCUUCUGGUUAGAGAAGAUCCAGCGCAUCCAUGUAUAGGUCGUCCUGUAGAAAGUAGCAAACAUUUCACAUAUUUAUUGAAUCCUUCGCAAAAAUAAAUCGCAGCUCCAACUACA